AUUUGUACGGAAUCUGUUAGCAGACUUUACAGUUGACAUCAACACCACUCGAGUGUCUGUGAUCACUUUCUCCUCCCCGCAUAAGAUAUUUCGGCACAUAGAUUACCUCACUCACCCUGUCAGUGACAACCACAAGUGCAGACUGUUAAAUGAGGACAUCCAACAUGUGGAUUACACACCUGGAGGAACACAUACUCUGGGUGCCUUUCUGGAGGCUGAGAAAGUUCUAAAAUCAGCCAGACCUGAUGCUGCCAAAGCCAUUUUUCUUAUGACUGAUGGAUAUUCAAAUGGUGGUGAUCCAAGGCCAGUAGCCAGUAAGUUAAAGAGGCAAGGAGUGAAAAUUUUCACAUUUGGAAUUCGAGAUGGCUUUGUGUGGGAGCUGGAAGACAUGGCAUCUGAACCCAAGAAUGAAACAUGCUACAUUCUGGAUAGCUUUGAGGAGUUUGAAGCUUUGGCAAAGAGGGCACUUCAUACUGACUUACAGAGUGGAUCCUAUGUUGAGCAGAGUUCAGCCAAAUGUAAUGAGCUGUGCACCAAGGAGAGCUUAUGCUGUCAUGAGAAUGCAAUUUGUUCCUGUGGCACAUACACUGGGAAAUACGAGUGCCUCUGUAAGCCAGGGUAUUAUGGAACUGGUCGAGGAAAAACUGGGUGCAAGCCUUGUCAUCCUGGCACAUACAAGAACUUCACUGGCCUCGGAGAUUCAAAUAUUUGCGCAUCAUGUCCAGAUGAACAUCAGACUACCCCAGCUGCUGCAAUAUCUGUUCAACAGUGUGUCUGCAAGAGAGGCUACCGUAGCUUUGGCAAUAAGGAGUGUACAGUGUUCCGGUGUCCAGAGUUGUCCCCACCCAAGCAUGGCUACUUUGUCAACAAUGUCUGCAACAAUGUAUUUAAUGCUGCCUGUGGGCUACGGUGCCAGCAUGGGUAUGAACUUCGUGGCAGCAGCCUGCGCAUUUGUCAGGAUGAUGGCACUUGGUCAGGCCAGGAUGCCGAGUGUAUCAUGAAAACCUGUCCAUCUCUGCCUGUGCCAAAGAAUGGUCACAUGAUAUGUUCAAGUGAUGAUUUCUCAUAUUCUUCUGUGUGCCGUUUCACUUGCAAUGCUGGAUAUCAGCUUGUGGGUUCCAGGAAAAGGAACUGUUUGGCUAUAGCUUAUUGGACAGGAAUUGCAACCCGUUGUAGGGAGAUCACAUGCCCACCAUUGGUUGAUAUAAAGGAUGGGACAAUCACACCUGCCUCAUGUACUACAAGAGAGGUUGUGUUUGGCAGCACUUGCCAGAUCUCUUGUUCCUCUGGCUACGUGUUGAAAGGUCCACAUACAAAGCAGUGUACGCCUGAUGGCACUUGGAUGUCUGCUGGAGAGGGCAUCAAUCAGUGUGUAGAUGAAACACCACCAGUCUUAGACUGUCCUCGGAAUGUGGAGGUAGUAGCCGAUGAGUUCACAGAUAUGACAGAAGUGAUUUGGACUGCUCCUGUGCCAGUUGACAACUCUGGGUUCCGACCUGUGCUGACCUCUGAGCCGGCUGUAACACCAGGGUCAAGGUUCCCUAUCGGAACAACCUAUGUCACAUACAAAGCCGAAGACUUGAGUCAGAAUGUUGCUAAAUGCAGGUUUUUUAUUCGUGUCAUCGAUAAGACUCCACCAACAGUUGAUAAGUGUGUCUCUCCGUCGCCAAUAAUAUCCAAGAGAGAACACACCAAAGUGGUGCUGGAACCUCCACUCUUCUCAGACAACUCUGGCAAGCCUGUAGAGGUGGUUUCCUCACACUUGUCCGAGGAGUUAUUUCCCUGGGGGACCACAGCCAUAGUGUACAGAGCGUUUGAUGCCUCAAACAACAACAGUACAUGCACUAUUGAGGUGGUGGUUGUUCCUCAUCUGUGUGUCAUCCCACAAUCUCCAGCCAAUGGUAAUGUGUCCUGUGUGGAGAGUGAUGUCGGAAUUUUGUGCCACAUUCAUUGCAACGAUGGCUUUGCUUUUGCUUUACCCUCAUCGGAUGAGUAUUUCUGUGACUAUGAAGAAGGUCGUUGGAUGCCAGAAAGUAUGUUUCCAUUCCCUGACUGUGCUGUGGUUCAGAUCUCCAAUGACAUCAUCCAGCCUGCCACUAUCACCCUCACUGGGGACAAUCUUUGCAAGGACAAGCUGCUUCUCCAGCGCAUACAACAUGAUUUGGAGGGAAGAGUGGAAGAUAAAUUAUCCAGUGUUUGUGAAAAUGACCUCAGUUGUUCCAUUGGCUCUUUGACAUCUGUAUGUGAGGAGGAUGAAGAUUAUAACAAAAUUCCACUAGUGCUGGAUAAUAAGAGAAAGCGAAGAUCCCUUCAGCAGUACUCACAUGGUACCAGAGAAACAAGACAUCAACAGCCCAAAAAAUCGAGGCUUACAUUUGGGUUUAAGUUGGAAGGAUCGGUAAAGAAACCCAAGCACACUGACGUUGGGAAGUCCCCUCAAUUAUCUGAAUCUCUAGUUAAAAUGCUGGCUUCCCUUCAGAAAGAAGCAGGACUUGGCAAACUAGACCUCAGUAUAGGAGAUCAAACACUGACAUUUUCUGAGAUGUAUUAUGAUGCUGAACUACAGACCUACCAAUGCCACAAUGGAAGUGUGCUAGUAAAUGGAACAUGUGUGAACUGCCCAGUUGGAACAUACUACAAUGAUAUUAGCAGACUGUGUGAAGACUGCCCGAAAGGAAUGUAUCAGCAUAAAGAAGGGCAAAACACAUGUAUGAAGUGUCCAGGAGUGAAAUCUACAGUCAAAUCUCAUGCCAGAAGUGAAACUGAAUGUUUAGGUUUAUGUUUACCUGGCACAUUUUCCUCAAAUGGGUUGGAGCCAUGUGAGACUUGCCACCUAGGAUUUUAUCAACCUGAUCAUGCUACUCAGUACUGCCAUCCCUGCAGUCAUGGACAAACCACUCAUAGAAGAGGGGCACACAGAGAAGAAGAUUGCACAGACAUUUGUCCUCCUGGCUUGGUAAGCUCAACAGGUUUGGCGCCCUGUUUUCCAUGCCCACACAACAGUUUCCAGCCCAAGUUUGGUCAGACAGAGUGUUUUCGCUGCCCUGAGGACAGCAACACCACAAAUGUUGGCGAGACCUCACUUGAUGCCUGCAUCUUCACGGACAUGCAAUCAGACGCGGGAGUCAAGAAAGGUGGCGGUGGACAGCAGAGGUUUGCUUUUCACAUUUGCUUAACAGACAUUUGCCAAAAUGGAGGGACAUGUGAACCAUUGACUGGAGCUUCUUCAUUUAGAUGUGUCUGUCCCAAAAGUUUUACAGGGACAAGGUGUGAAAAUGCUCUUGACUUCUGUGAAGCAAAACCCUGUCACAAUGGAGGGAUUUGCUUACCAACGCCAGGAGGUUUUCAGUGUGACUGCAUGAAAGGAUUUACAGGCACCAACUGUGAGAUCAACAUAGAUGAAUGUGCCAGUCUUCCAUGUGCAAACAAAGGAACCUGUGUAGAUGGCAUCAACUCAUUCACUUGUAACUGCCCGGUAGGAUACACAGGUCGUACAUGCAGUGCUACUAUAAAUGAUUGUGCUGACGCACCAUGCCGCAAUGGGGGAACCUGUGUUAAUGCACCACCUAGCUUCAAAUGUCAGUGUGUUGUUGGUUACACUGGAGAAACUUGUGAGCUUGACAUUGAUGAGUGUAUGUCUGCACCAUGUCAGAAUGGUGGAAACUGUAAGGAUUUGGUGGGGAUUUACAGCUGUGAGUGCAAGGGAGGGUUUACAGGAAAGAACUGUGAGGCAGAAAUUAACGAAUGUGCUGACAGCCCCUGUCAGAAUGGGGCAGUGUGUGAAGACCUGUUGGAUGACUACACAUGUAAAUGUGCUGCUGGCUACACUGGCAAGAAGUGUGAAAAGGCUCUGACCUCUCAGUACCAACUGGACUUUGCUGACCCAAGUAUCAUGGACUAUGCACAAUUAAAUAUAGAAGCCCCUAUGACCUCCGUGACUGUGUCCUUCUGGCUUCGAACCACAGACAGAGAGCAUCAAGGCACACCAUUCUCAUAUGCUGUACAUGGGGAACCAAAUGCUUUUACAAUUACAGAUUAUAAUAAUUUGAAUUUAAUCAUCAAUGGAGAAGAAGUGUCCAUUGCCCUGUCUCUGAAUGAUGGUCAGUGGCAUCAUGUGGUUUUGACCUGGUCUAGCUUGAGGGGUGACUGGAAAAUUUAUGUUGAUGGUGUACUCAAAGAUCAGGGCUAUAAUCUGUCCACAGCCAAACCUAUACCAGGGAAGGGUAUUUUCAUAGUUGGACAAGAACAAGAUACUUUUGGUGGUGGGUUUAGUUCCCGUGAAACAUUCUUUGGAACUCUGACACAGCUGAAUGUCUGGGAUCAGGAACUGACUCUACAGGAUGUGGAUAAAAUGAGGUUUAGCUGCGAGGACUUCAAUGGCAAUGUGAUUUCUUGGCCCAGUGUCCAGGCAGCUAUCAAGGGAAAUUUAGGAAGUAGCUCAUCAUCCUUCUGCACAGGUAGCCUGAUGCAGACCCAGCACAAUUCAGUCACAUGCCAAAGAGAUGGAUCCUGGGACCGAAGUGUUCCAUCUUGUGAUCCACAAAAGUGUGGUCCUCCUCCAGAAAUUCCAAAUGGAGAACCCUGGACUUCCAAUGCAGAGUACAAUGUAGGGGAAGCAGUCAGAUAUCAGUGUGACUUUGGAUAUGAGUUCAAUCCUGAUGUGCCAGGUGCUAACCGAGCUGUAGCAUGUCUACCAUCAGGAGAGUGGGAAACAGAGUUGCCUAUUUGUAUCCCCAUUAAAUGUCCAGAUCCACCUAUUGUGCCCAAUGCUGUUGCCAGUGGGCAGGACCGAACAUUCCUCUCUGUUGUGAACUACACAUGCAAUCCAGGAUAUGAACCUGUGGGUAAAAGUGUGAUCAAAUGUGAAGAAAAGAAAGACUGGAGCAGCCUGACUUUCAAGUGUGUUCCUCUAGACUGUGGACAGCCACCCGCAUUACGCCAUGGCUCAAUUACUGGGGAUAUCUACAAAUACAAUUAUAUAAUAGACUAUCAGUGCACAACUGGCUAUGUUCUUGUCGGAGAGGAAUCUAGGCGGUGUGAAGAAAGUGGGAAGUGGAGUGGUUCCAACCCAGUAUGCCAGCCUGUUUCUUGUGGGGAUGUCCCUAGCAUCACUAAUGGGCAGGUUACUUCAACAACUACAACUUACUUAAGUGCAGUCCAGUAUCUUUGUGACCCAGGCUUUGUCAUACAGGGGUCAUCAGAAAUAAUAUGUGAUGCAUCAGGACUGUGGGUACCAGAGGCACCAACUUGUGAGCCUCGCGCUUGCCAGCAGCCAGUGGAUAUUGACUUUGGUUCGUUCUCAUCCUCUGGGCGGUUUGUAUACAACACAACUUUGGAGUACUCCUGCAAUAUUGGCUACCUGCUUCAAGGGGAAAGCAAGAUGACAUGUCAGAAAGAUGGAACUUGGUCAGCACCAACCCCCACUUGUCAGCAAAUACAAUGUCCUCUGUUGGAUAAUCCUAUCAAUGGAAGAGUUUCAGUCAUUGGACGAACCUUCUCCAGUAUUGCUGGCUACACCUGUAACAAAGGCUUCAGACUGGUUGGAGUUGAUGCCCGCACUUGUCAAGCUGAUGGUACUUGGAGCAGUGAAGCCCCGAAGUGUCAGAGCAUCAACUGUCUAGAACCUGAUCAUCCCACAAAUGGAAGAGUUGACUACAAAGACUUGUCUAUUGGAUCUAUUGUCAGGUACUACUGCAACCGGGGAUACCUGCUUGAAGGGGACACUAUCAGAAGGUGCCAGGAUAACUUGACUCUCAGUGGGGAACCUCCGAGCUGCAGACCUGUCAACUGUGGAAGUCCUGGAGACCUAAACAAUGGCAUUGUCUCAUUCUCUGACAAAGGAACAGUUUUCGAGGCUGUGGCUACUGCUGUUUGCAAUGAAGGUUAUACUUUAAAAGGUGCUGCCACAAGGAACUGUGGAUCUGAUGGAAAGUGGUCUGGUCAAAAGCCAGAAUGCAUUCGUGUGGAAUGUUCCAAAGUUACAAAUUUCAUUUCAAAUGGACGAACAAAUUCAACAGAUUCAUUUUCUGGAGCAACAGUUUUGUAUUCUUGUGAUACUGGCUACAUAAUGGAAGGCUCACCUAUCAGAAGGUGUAAACCUGAUGGCAAUUGGGAUGAACCGAUUCCUUCUUGUGUUGCAGUUGAAUGUCCAAUACCAAGAAUAAUUAAUGGACAUGUGUCCAGUUUUCAAAGAAGUUUUGGAACUGUUAUAAAGUUUACCUGCAAACAAAACCAUCGCCUGAAGGGCCCAUCAGAGAGAACGUGCCAAGAGAAUGGUCAGUGGAGCGGAGACACACCAGAGUGUGUGAAAAUCAAAUGUGAGCCGCCUGCUGAAGUUCCUAAUACUAAGACAACAGUGUUGAAUGACACAGCUAUCAAGUAUGAGUGUUUGGUUGGAUAUAACCUGGUUGGAGAAUCUGUGCGUGUUUGUGGAGAAAAUGAAGUUUGGUUUCCAGAAGCACCUGUAUGUGAGACUGUCACUUGUGAAGAUCUUUCUUCAGUCACUAUAGCCAAUGGGACAAUUGUUUAUACUUCAAAUAAACAUAAAGAGUUUGUGUCAUAUACUUGCAACACUGGAUACACCCUCAAGGGUGAGGAGAGAAGACAGUGUCUGGCUAAUGGGCAAUGGGAUGGUAGUGAACCAACAUGUGAAAUAGUGUCUUGUGGUCAUCCAGGAAUUCUCUUUAAUGGUCACGUACAGCAAGCAGACUAUACAUUUAAUUCUACUGUGGAAUUCUCCUGUGAUGAAGGAUACAGGCUUGUUGGAGUCAACAGCCUUUUCUGCACAAGUGAUGGUCUUUGGGAAGGAGGAGAAUUCCCCUCUUGUGAAAGAAUCUUCUGCCCAGAACUGUCCCCAACAAUUACAGAAGGAAGUGUAUCAGUGCCUGUGCUAACUGUAGGCGGCAUCGCAGAAUAUAAAUGCAAUAGUGGCUUUCUUCUAAUUGGUAAUGCCUCAAGAGAAUGUCUCAACACUGGACAAUGGUCAGGAAAAGAGCCCUUUUGUGCCAAUGUUUUCUGUACUCCUCCACCAGCAGUAGCUAAUGCUAUCAUGGAAGGGGACAAAUUUGGUACUGGCGAUGCCAUUUUCUAUACAUGUGGUGAAGGUUAUCACCUUUAUGGAGAUUUUACUCGUGUCUGCCAGCCAGAUGGAUCAUGGUCUAACGAAGCUCCAGAAUGCCUCCCUGUUAACUGUCCAGAGCCUGAUGGGAUAGACUAUGGCUGGUUUUUAGGAGAGUCAGGUGUGUACACCGCUAGAAUCACAUAUGAAUGUGAAGAAGGGUAUGAGCUCGUAGGUUCUCAUGAACGUUUCUGCCAGGCCAAUGCCACAUGGUCAGGGAGUGAUCCAGAGUGUAGAAGGGUCUCCUGUGGUACUCCACCAGCCAUUGCUAAUGCUGUCAUGGAUCAGACGGAAAAUCUUCUCUUUACAGAUGCAGUUUCAUACUCUUGCUUGGAAGGCUACACAGAGCUAGGCCUUGACACAACCACAUGCUUGUCAAAUAGGUCUUGGUCAUUUAUUGACUACACUUGUACAAUCAUUUCUUGUCCUUCCUUGUCACCAGAUGAAAUUCCUCAUGGCACAGUUAAUGUCACCAGCUUCACCUAUGGAAGUGAUGCAUCAUUCUACUGCGAUGAAGGCUAUUUGUUAUCUGGAAGCUCUCAGACAUUUUGUACUGCACAAGGAAUCUGGAGUGAAAGUCUGCCAAUUUGCCAAAUAGUCCAGUGCCCGGAACUGACUGCUUUAACACAUGGACAAAUAUUGUCUGUUUCUACUACUUUUGGUAGCACUGCAUCAUUUGUCUGUAACAUCGGUUACAGACUAACUGGGGCAGAGGUUAUAGAAUGCUUGAGCACUGGACAGUGGAAUGAAUCUCAGCCAGUGUGUCAGAUUGUAUCUUGUUUUGCUCCACCAUUAUCUAUUCCUAAUGGUCAGCUUGUCAGUCCCAAGCCUGACUAUGUCUACACAGAUAUCGUGUCCUAUAGCUGUGACUUUGGCUAUGAGCUGAAUGGGCCAAAUUCGCUGACCUGUUUAGAGACUGGAUAUUUUGACCUGCCUCCUCCAGACUGUCUCAGAACACCAUGCCCACCUCCAGACACACUUGGCAAUAGCACCUUUACAUUACUGGGUAAUGACACAGUGUAUUAUGAAUGUGGGGAAGGAUUUGAACUUGUGGGAAAGUCAACUCUGGAAUGUUUGCUUGGAGGAACAUGGGAUGGAUUGGUCCCAUCAUGUGUGCCACUGCCAUGCCCUGAACCUGAUCCUAUUGCACAUGGUUGGAUUGAGAGCACUGAGUUUGUUUAUGGACAUACCAUUACCUACUUUUGUGAUCCUGGUUUCUACCUGGAGAAUUCCUCAGUUCGUGUCUGCAUGGCCAACCAGACCUGGAGCGGUACAGAACCCAGAUGUUCUCCAGUCAGCUGUGGACAGCCUCCUGAGGCAUUUCCCAAUGGUGUUAUUACAGGUGAAUAUCUUUUUGGGGGAAAAGCUGAGUAUAAAUGCCUACCAGGCUUCGAGCUCUCUGGGGAAAGUACAAGACAGUGCCAGGCUGAUGGGACAUGGAGCAGCACAACACCAUCAUGUCUGCGGCUUGCUUGCCCAGCUCCAGGUCAGCUGGUACAUGGGAGUAUCUUGGGAACCUCCUUUCUGUUUGAGGAUUCUGUUACAUAUACUUGUGAAGAAGGUUAUGUGCUGAAAGGAGAUUCUGUGAGAACAUGUGAGGCUUCACUGACUUGGAGUGGCUCAGAUCCUGUCUGCGAAAGAAUUUCAUGUGGUGUACCAACUGCUCCUGCAAAUGGGGCUCUUUUGGGUGACUCAUAUCUAUUUGAUGAUCAGAUUAAUGUAACCUGUAAUAUUGGAUACCGCCUUGUGGGAUCCGAACACAAAAUAUGUGAGGCUAGUGGGGUGUGGUCAGGAGCUGACAGUGCCUGUGAGCAGUUAUUCUGUUCAGAACCUCCUGUCAUCCUGGGCACCACAAGUAACGCCACAGUUGGAUUAGAUUUAUACCAGGUGUAUUCUGUCAUUGCUUAUCAAUGUGGUAAAGGGCAUGUCAUGAAUGGAACUGGCUUAAAGACAUGUGAGCCAUCUGCAGUGUGGUCUGACAACUAUCUAGAAUGUUUUCCUGUAACCUGUCUAACAGUGGAAAGUAUUCAGAAUGGUCUGGUCAUAGGUGAAGCAUACACAUAUUUAUCUACUGUAGAAUUUGUGUGUAAUGAAGGAUUUGAAUUAGUUGGCAACUCAAGUGCCCAGUGCAAUGAAAAUGGAAGCUGGAAUUCUGAAAUUCCUUACUGCUCUAUUGUCACAUGCCCUACCUUAUCCAUAGAGAAUGGAUAUUUUGUAAUGAAUUCAAAUGAGACAUCAAACAUCAAUAUAACAAGGGAUGUAGGGAAAUACAUAUAUGGAGAUGUAAUUACUUUUUCAUGUGAUACUGGAUAUGACAUUUCUGGUGUUUUGAAAAGCCAGUGUCAGCUAAAUGGGGUGUGGUCAGUGACUGAUACAACAUGCACACCUGUUCAAUGCUCUGAACCAACUGGAAUAGAUCAUGCUGUAUUUGGAAAGUCAGCUUUGACAUACAGAAGCACACUGGAAGUAUCCUGUAUUGCUGGUUAUGAUUUGAUUGGGGAAUCUGAACUGACAUGUGGAGCUGAGGGACUCUGGGAAGAGGCUUUCCCCAAGUGUGUUCUCUUGGUUUGUGGUUCUCCCCCAUCUGUGCCCAAUGCUGUCAUUGAGGGGGACAGUUUUAAGCAAGGUGACACCAUUACUUAUAAGUGUAAAAGUGGGUAUGAACUAAUUGGUAACAGUUUGCUGACAUGUGGCACUGCCAAUGCCUGGUUGGGCUCAUCUCCCAGCUGUGUGGAAAUUGACUGUGGCCCUCCUCCAGUAUUGCCAGAAUCGACAGUGACUGUGGGCAAGACAACAUUCAGGAGUGCCGCACAGCUGGUAUGUAAUACAGGGUAUAUUCUAAAAGGAAAUGCUACCAUGGUUUGUAGUUCAAACCGAUCUUGGAAGUAUGAUGCUGGUUUAUUGUGUGCUCCAGUGGACUGUGGUAAGCCACCAUCACUGCCACACAGUGUUUACACAGUUAAUACCACAAUACUAGGCAGUGUGGUUGAGUACAUGUGUGAGAAGGGACACUUCAUGGAAGGACAGAGCUCUCUAUUUUGUCAUGAGGAUGGAUCUUGGGUCUAUGAAUAUCCUGUGUGUUCUGCAGUGGAUUGUCUUGAACCACCAGCUGUCGACCACACUACACGCAUCUCUAAUGGAACUGUAUAUAACAGCGUUGUAAACUAUACAUGCUUUGAAGGCUACAGUCAUGUUUAUGCAAACAGAACGUCUCUAGUGUGUGGAGACAUGGCCUCAUGGCUAGGAGAACUGCCAGUGUGUGAAGUUGUGGACUGUGGAACCCCAUCAGAUUUCCCACAUGCCUUCUACUUGCUGGACAACAACAGAACAGAUUAUUUCUCCUAUGCUAUAUACCACUGUGACACUGGAUAUAAGACUGAGGAAACUAACCUACAUUUUACAUGUGGCUCAGCAGGCCAGUGGGAAGGCAAUGCUUUCAAAUGUGAACCAGUAGAGUGCUCAGAUGUUCCUUCUAUUUUGUAUGCAGACAAUGUAAUCAUGAAUGAAACAACAUUUGGAGCACAAGCUUAUUUUUCAUGCUCAAGUGGUUUUGUUAACACUGGACCAGAUUACAUAGUUUGCACUGAGACAGGUCAAUGGUCUGUUGACCAGCAUGCUUGUUUGCCUGUAGAAUGCCAGGAACCACAGGAUCCAGAAUUUGGCAUUGUGGAAUACAACUCGACAACUUAUACAUCAUCGGCUACAUUUUCCUGCUUACCUGGUUAUUCACUGGCGGGUAAUACAACGGCUGAAUGCCUGGCCACAGGUGUGUGGUCAGCAGUGGCACCAAUAUGUCUCAUUGUCGACUGUUUACCUCCACCUGAAAUUGAACAUGGCAAUGUCUCAUUUUCACUGACAACUUACCAAAGCAGUGCUGAUUACUCUUGUAGUCCAGGGUAUAAACUCAGCAACUCUAGCACACUGAUUUGUGUGGCUAAUGCAUCAUGGUAUGGAGAAAUGCCUUUGUGUACACCAGUAGCUUGUCCGGAGCUGCAGCUUCAACUACAUGGCAAAGUCAUUUACUCUACCUUGACAUACCAAUCUACAGUGACCUUCAGUUGUGAACAAGGGUUCAGGCUUGUUGGUGAAACUAAUCUCACUUGUCUGGAAAAUGGCACAUGGUCUAACCAGCCACCACAGUGCCUCCCACAAGAUUGUUCACAGCCUUUAGAAAUCAAACAUGGAGAAGUUCUUAUUUCUGGUACCACCUUUGGUUCCUCAGCAACUUACAAAUGUAAUGAAGGAUUUGUAAUGGAAGGCUCUAAUACAGUAUUCUGUGAUGCAGAUGGUGCUUGGAACAGUUCAGCACCAAUCUGUAAAAUUGUAGACUGCAAACCACCACCAAAGAUUACACAAGGUAUUAUCUUAUUUACUUCCACCACUUAUCUGUCAGUUGCUACUUAUCAGUGUAACAAAGGUUACCGGCUUGCAGGAGCUGCAGCAAUCACUUGCGGUGCCAGUGGAGAUUGGGAAGCUGAAGGCAAGCCCCACUGUGAACUUGUUGCCUGUCCUGAACCACCACACAUACCCAAUGGUUUGGUCUCCUUCCUGGAACUGAAGUAUGGCUCAGCUGCAUACUAUACUUGUAACACUGGGUAUUCCUUAAAUGGCUCUUUUGUAAUUCACUGUGGUAGCAAUGGAACAUGGGAUAAAAGUCCACCAGUGUGCACUGAGCCCACUUGCCCAACCUUACAGAACAUCUCAAAUGGAUUUGUAAAGAUCAGUGGAUCUCGUGUAGGAGCUGAUGCAAACUAUUCAUGCUCUACAGGAUUCUAUGUUGAAGGAGAGAACAGGCUUGUAUGUCUCAAGAAUCAGUCAUGGUCCUCAGAACCACCUGCUUGUAAACGGGUCAACUGUGCAGCCCCUCCUGUGAUUGCCAAUGCCAUAAUUAUUGCAGACUCUGGCAGAAACGUGUCGUCAAAAGUCACAUACACCUGUGUGAAAGGAUAUCAGAUGGUCAAUGACCAAGAUAAUGAAAUCGCCAUCACCUGCGCGGAUGAUGGGGAUUGGUUUGGCAAAAUACCUUCCUGUGAGAUUGUUGUCUGCUACGAUCAGCCUCCAGUGAUUUUUCACAGCACAUUUGUCACCAAUGGCGACACUUACACAUCUGAAGCCAUAUACACAUGUGACCCAGGCUACACUAUGUCAGGCAACCAUAUCAUUAAGUGUGAUCAUACUGGACAGUGGUCAACUGAUCAUUCCCCCUUGUGUGUUCCAAUACCAUGUGGUCUGCCACCCACAUUUGACCACUCCUCUUAUGAGGGUUCAGAUUUUACCUACAGUCAGUCAGUCAGCUACACUUGUGACCCAGGCCAUGACCUGAUUGGUAACUCAGUCAGUAUCUGUGACAUCACUGGCAGAUGGUCUCCUGUUGCAUUUACCUGUCAAGUUCGGCACUGCAGCUCAGUGAUCCCAGUUCCACAGAAUGGAGAGAUAGUCAAGGGGACUAAUGUUGGGACUUACAUUGUGGGAUCAGCAGUUGAGUUUUCCUGCCACCAAGGGUUCACACUGGUUGGUUCCAGAAAACUGAUCUGCUCUGAAAGUGGUGAGUGGGACUCUAGCCCACCUCAAUGUCUAUAUAUCAUUGAUCUGUGUUCUGAGAAACUUGAGUUGGACAAUGUGUUGCCUCCACCACCGGGAAAAGUUGCAGGUGAUGAAAUCUUUAUUCAGUGCCAGAAAGGAUACAAGUCUGUUGGCAACAUGACAUCAGUGUGUCAGUCUGACAACUCUUGGUCGAUACCCCAAGGGAGAUGUGAAAGGGUGUACUGUGGUGAGCCAGAGGUGGACAACGUUCAGACAACCAAAGUCUUAGGUCGCAAUUACUAUUCUGGAGACAGUGUUAUGUUUAUGUGUCGCUACGGUUACCUACCUGCACAUGGUCAGCCUGUACUGACUUGCUUGGACACAGGAAAGUGGGAUAGAAAAGCAGAGUGUGUUG
This is a messenger RNA of Candidula unifasciata, 13055 nucleotides long. The record is from the annotation of a GenBank genome assembly. Lineage: Eukaryota; Metazoa; Mollusca; Gastropoda; Stylommatophora; Geomitridae.